Megalops cyprinoides (Indo-Pacific tarpon) is the source of this 6245-nucleotide messenger RNA. RefSeq names its product MIA SH3 domain ER export factor 3 (gene mia3). Gene Ontology annotation, molecular function: protein binding. The record is from RefSeq and is a predicted model, not a curated record. NCBI's taxonomy places the organism in Eukaryota, Metazoa, Chordata, Actinopteri, Elopiformes, Megalopidae. Gene Ontology annotation, biological process: endoplasmic reticulum to Golgi vesicle-mediated transport; protein secretion; vesicle cargo loading. Gene Ontology annotation, cellular component: endoplasmic reticulum exit site; endoplasmic reticulum membrane. Bases 39 to 5588 code for a protein of 1849 amino acids. The transcript has 28 exons.
GCUCAGGCAGCUUGUAGCCAUAAUAUAGCCCUGCCAGCAUGGCUGUUACCGUUUUGCAUUUAUACCUCUUUAUUUUGCUUGUUCAUACAACGAUAUCUAAAACUGCUGUGGAUAAGAGGUUCUCGGACUUCAAACGAUGUGCCGACGAAGAAUGUAGCAUGCUGCUGUGUAGGGGGAAGGCUGCUCAGGACUUCAACGGACCUGACUGUCGUUUUUUAAGUUUCAAAAAGGGAGAAACAAUAUAUGUUUACUAUAAACUGUCAGGAAAGAAGACAAAUGCAUGGGCAGGAAGUGUUGGAAGCCGAUUUGGCUAUUUCCCAAAGGACCUGCUAAUAAUCAAUCACAUAUACACUGAUAAAGAGUUAGAGGUCCCUGCUGAGCAAACAGACUUUGUAUGUUUUGAUACUGGGUAUGAUAAAUUUGAAAAUUAUGACAUAGAUGUGCUUUUGGGCACCUUGGUGUUAUCAACAGAGAGUGAAAAUUCAGCUCAAACUUCAGAUGAGAAGGAUGAAAACAAACACACAGAGAGCAGCGUGGAAGAAGCGGAAAAAGAUCACCAUACUGAGACGGACUUGCAGUCUGUGGAUGAGAAUGAGCCCUUUGAGGACUUUGGCAGGGAAGAUAAUGCAAAGGAAGUGGGCGAGGACAGAGCCCUCAGUGAUUUAGAAUCUAUGGACUCCUCCCAGCUGCCUUCUGAAAAGCGGGAUGAAACAGUGGAUACAAAAGAACUGGAGUCUGAAGUGCAAGCUGAGACAGAGGACGAAAAUGAAAAGGGUGACUUGCGUGCAGAUCAGCAUGCGGGAGCUUCAGUGUUGGAUAGUCUGGAACGAGUGGAGGAGAACACACAUGCUCCUUCAGACAUACAGGAAGAGACUUUGUCUAAAAAUGAUAUGGAUGCUGAAAAAGCAGAUCAUGUUUCAGAGGGACAAACAGUUCCUGAUUUGAAGACCAAUUAUGGGUCAACCUUUGACGCUGUUACCUCAGAUGAUGAAGAUACGUGGAGGGUGACCCCUUAUUUUGAUGAAGAAGAAGGUGAAGAACCAGAAAAUCAGCCAGUGGAACAAACGGAUGACUCAAGGGAUGUACCACUGUUGUCCUUUUCAGAGGAAGAUUCUCUAAGAGAACAGGAAGGAAUUUCAGAACCUGCUCAUUCAGAAGAUGAUGACAGUACUUUGGAACUGCCAUCAGAAGAGCAGAAAGAGGAGAAGGAAGCCAAAGAAGACAAGAGCGUGUGGACAUCACUGGGGGACACAGUUUUUGCAAUUGUCAGUGGUGGUGAAAGGACGGACGAAGUGAGCAGUGUGGAAGAUGACGAUGACGAAGAUGAUUUUGAAUCAGAUAGGGUUGAAAAGACUGAGGAUCAACAAUCGGAACACGUAGAGAAGGAGCUGCAACCCUCUGAUCCCCACAAAGAGCCAGAGGAAACUGUAAAUUCUCCAGAUGAAUUAAUUUUUGAUGACCUCCUUGAACCCAGUAUUAAAGAGUCUGAUGAUGGUUUGCCUAAUAUUGAUUCACAUGGAUCUGUAGUUGAAGUGAAAACUGUACAGGAAAUGUCAUCUGAUGAGGAUAUAUCAAAAGUGGAAGAGGAAAGGAACGCAGCAUCGAAUGAGCCUGAACCUGCCGUACUCGCAACAGAUGAAAAGUCAGAAUCCCCAGAUGAAAGCAAGCCGGAUGCUGGAAGCGUUCCCAGGGAGUCAUCCGGAACACUCACAGCCAAUGAUGAAAACUUAGUGUCUGUGAAACAUGAAACUUCAGUGCAUUCAGAGCAGGAAGAAAAAUCUGAUGAGGACAUUCCGAGUGAAAAAUCUGCAAUUCAGGAUCCAACUCCAGUUGUCAGUAGAGAUGAGAAAACAGAAAAAGUCAGUUUGAAUGUGGAACCUGAUGAGGAAACUGUCAGGAAAGUGGACCACGCCAAAAAAGAGAUUACACAUUUGUUCGAAGACGCAUUGGAAGAAGAAAGUCCUCCGCAUCAUUCUGAAGAGGAAGAAGAAUCAGAAGAUCAUGGAGAUGGAGACAAUGAAGAAGAGCUGCUUGAGGAUGAGAAUGCCAUGUUGUCUUCAUCCAAAACAGAACAAUUUGAUGUCAGUGAGGAAAAUGCAGACAGUGGGACAGAAGUUGAGGAACCGGGGGCCAAAGAACCCCAAACUGAUACAGAACUUGAAGAACUGGAGGAGUACAAGCCAACAAAUGAUACCCAUGAAUCUGAAGAAGCAUCCAGCAUUCCUUUGAUCACUGAAAACCGUGAGACAGACGUACAGUCUGAGGAGAUGGAGGGUGAGACGCCUUCUGAAAUGAAAGACACUGAGCCUCCAACUAAAUACAAAAAUGAAAACGCUGUGGAGAUGGAAGAACAGAGUCCAGAAGUAGAAUACAGUGACAGUAUAAAAAGCCUCAUGCUUCUGAGGAGCCAUUUUAAUGAGAAGGACAUGGAGCGUAUGCGUAAAUAUCUGGGUCCCCAGCACCUUCUCAGAGUGGAAGCCAUGUUUACAGAUCUCGAGCAGGAGCUGAGGGCAGCCAGACAGUCACAAGUGGACUCUAGUGAAGAUGUUGAAAAAGCACUGGAGGGCAUCCUGGAAGCUUCGGAGACCUCGAUCAUGGAUGAAAUUGAGAGGAUGCUGGAUGCUCGGGAGCUGAAGCACACAGAGCUGCAGCAGAUGGACGGCACCAUGUUUGAUGAGGAGGCGGCAGUCUUGGAUGACUUUCAGGAGCUGGCGUUCCACCUGCGGCAGAAGUAUUCCACAGCCAGUGACAGUGUUCCCCUGACUGCAGAUACAGAGGGGGAACACACUGAAAUUAUGGAGGACAUCUUAAAGAACUUCACCACAACUGAAAGUAUUGUGGAAGCUGGUGAUUAUGAAGAAGAGCAUGUUAAUGACCUAGUGGACAGCCCCCUAGACAGUACACUACAUGCCCCUGAUAUGGGUUUAGAGGAGGAUGGGGGUCACUUCAACAAAAACAAAGAAAACCAAAAAAUUUUCAAAGACUCCGAGGAGAUUCAGAAAAGACCUCAAGCCAUUUUGGAGAAUCAGUUGGAUGUAGGUUUUGGUUUCGGGGUUGAGCACCCAUCCUCAGGUUCUCUGGAUUCCGCAAGUGUUUCUGAUUACCAUGAAGAUAAGCCAGAGGCCAGUCCGUCCUCAUCUUUUUUUGUCACUAUUGGUAGUCUACUCCUCCUGGCUCAGGAGUGUUUAGGAUUGUAUAUGGAAAUGAUCAUUGCCAGCUUGCCUGAGGAAUGGCAGCCAGGCCCCACUUUCCAUGGGCUGCCCUGGAAGGCUGUGAUUAGCACAGCAGCUGUUGGGAUCUUUACCUUUUUGGCCUUCUUCUGGAGGACAGUACUCACUGUCAAAAGCCGGACAUAUCUGCUAACUGAAAAGCAGCUUGCACAAAAAAUAACACAACUCUUUGAUGAGAAGUCAGAAGCUCUUGCCAAGAUAACAGACUUGAAUAAAAAGAUCACCGAGUGUGAAGAAAAAUUGAAAGAAUCUCAAAAAUCUGCCUCUUCUACACAACGUGAAAACAAGGAGCUGAAGGAGUCUUUCAAAGAGUUGCGAAAAAGAAGCGAGCAGAUGAAGGCCGAAAUGGGUGCCCUAAACACGGACAUGGAGAAGGAGCGCAGAAGGAACCAGGAACAGCUGGAAAUGAUUUCACAGACUGAAAAGGAAAUCGAGAAGUUUAAACGCAUCGUCAAGAGCAACAAGGAUGAGCUUUCAAAGGUUCAAGUUCUUAUGGAUGAGGCCAGAAUCAGGGAAGAUGCUCUGAAAGCCGAAGUGACAUCCUUGGAGAGAGAAAACGGUGCUUUAAAAGACAAGAAAAAAUCUCUGUUGCGAGAGGCUAAGGACUGGGAGGAGAAGCACAAGGACCUGAGUGACAAAAUCAAAGUCUACCAGAAAUCCCAGAAAGACCUGGAGGACACCCUCGUGCAUAAGGAAAAUGAGAUCGAGGUUUUGUCUGAUUGCAUCUCAGAGCUGAGGCAGCUGGAGGCUUGUGAGAGCACAGAGCAGCAGAAGGGUAGUGCUCCGGUGCUGGCCAACGGAGAGGCCGUGGACAAGAAGAAUGAUGCAAUGAAAAUCCGCAUUAAGCAGAUGAUGGAUGUCUCCAGGGUGAAGACCACUCUCUCAAUUGUAGAAGAGGAAAGGAAUCGAUACCUUGAGAAGCUGAUUGCAGAAGAAAAGCAAAGGCAUGACCUAGAAGAACAAAUCAAGAAGCUGGAACACGACAGAGCAUCUCUUCACGGUGAGAAGUGCCAGCUAGAAAACCAGUUCAACACCAUCCAGCAGAAACUUGAGAUAAUGAAUGAGUUGUACCAACAGAAGGAGAACGCUCUUCAGCAGAAACUGACUCAGGAGGAGUUCGAGAGACGCGAGAAGGAGACCAAACUCUCUGAAGUGGAUGGCAAAGCCCUGCGGGCAGAGGAAGAGCUGAAGGCGCACAAGCGCAGAAUCCAGGAGAUAGAGGAAGAGCUACAGAAAACGGAGAGGUCCUACAAGACCCAGAUCGCAGCUCACGAAAAGAAGGCGCAUGAGAACUGGCUGAAUGCGCGUGCAUCAGAAAGAGCCCUGGUGGAGGAGAAGAGGGAGACCGCCAACCUUCGGCAGAAGUUGGUGGAGGUUAAUGAUAAAUUGGCGGAGUUUCAGAGACCACUCUUCAAGCCCACACCUGGCCGUCCUGACCAGCAUAUGCCGCCUCUUCGGAGAGGAGACUCGUACGGUCCUUCUCCUGUGAGCGGAGGUGCCCCGUCACCCCCGUUAAUGAUCGAGGGCCCAGGACGUCCACCUUCCGCACCAGUUGGGCGGCGAAAUGAGCCCUUUGGACGGCCUCCAAGUGACCCUCACGGAAGGUACUCUGACCUUGGACACCCUCUGCCUGCAAGACCUGAUGUUGCUGUCCCACGGACAUCAUCUCCGACCACUCUGGAUGGAUCGCAGAGCGCCCCUGUAGAGUGUGAGGCCGAAUCCUCUCCACUGCCGGGUGCCGAGGCGGCAGAGGCAAGGAUCUUGAAAUCCCAAGGUCCAUCAUUCCUUGCCUCACCAAUCAGGGAUUUUCCAGUCCCUGGCCCACCUUCACAGCCUAAAGGGUACGGCCCUCCUCCAAUGGUUGGGCCCCCCUUGCCACCUCCACAUGGACCCCCACCUUCCAUGCCCCCGCCUCUAAACGGGCACCCACCCAUGAUGCCGCCCGGCCCUCCUGUACACGACCCUCGUCUGCCACCGCCUCGCGCUCCGAUGGGUCCCUACGGCCCUCCCCGCCCUUAUGGACCAGUGCCUCCUCCUUACAUACGAGGCAUGCCUCCACCUGUGAGAGACUACCCAAUGGGACCUCCUCCGUUCGGCCCUCAAGAAUUUCACCCUGACAUGAGAGACCACCCGCAUGGACCCCGGGAUUACCCUGUCCCGCCCCGACCUCUGCCCCCUGGAGCCAUUCCGCCCCCAGGCAUUAGAGACCACACCGGGCCCCCGCCGCCCCCACAACACGUGGGCCCGGAGCCCAGGAACUUUUCUGAGGCUCCCCACCACGGCCCUGACCGUAGAGACAACAUCCCACAGCAGACAGUGCCCAGAGAGACACCAGCCACUCCGCUCAAUGGACCCUAAAAGGUGACACCUCUGGAGGUGUGUGCACAUUUCAACAGGGAAUGGGACUUGUAUAUCUUUACUUUUUCUUUUUUUUUUCCUGCGUUUAGUUCUGAUUGGUUAAAGAAAAUACAUAUAUCCAUAAAAUAACAAUAUUAAAUCCUGAGAAAACAGGCUGUGUCUUUGUGUUGUCUGGGUUUAAACCUUUAAACUGUCAUGAAGAAUAUUUAGUAAGGCUUGCCCCUUUUGCAGCGGCCUACAGUGCAAUAUCACGUUUUAUUACAUGUACGCGUGAAGCUUUCCUUUGUAGGGUUUUAAAAGAUAUAGACCAGUGGUGAUCUUUCAGAAAUGCAUUUUUGAUUAUGCAAAUUGAAGAUUUCCUGUGGAAAUACUUGUUUGAUUAAAUUAAAAUGUCUCUGAGCUGGUUUGGAUUUUGUUGGAAGCACCUGUCACACACCCAAAGCUGUUGCUCAAUAAAUUGUAAAGGUAAGUCAUUGUGUAACUGAAUGGACAGAUGUAUAACUUAUUUUACAAUAUUCUUAAGAAAUUGUAUUAAUAAAGAUGGUACAGAAAAGAUGCUAUCUGUUAUUAAUAAGUUUGCAUAAAGACAGACCUAUAACCAUGUCAGACUGCUCUGGCCUGCUGGCUUUCUGCUUUUUUCUUUAAAUAUUGAGACUC